Messenger RNA from Culex pipiens pallens (northern house mosquito), 4687 nucleotides. It is a transcript of the gene Nrt, whose product is annotated as neurotactin. The coding region runs from base 724 to 3339 and encodes 871 amino acids. NCBI's taxonomy places the organism in Eukaryota, Metazoa, Arthropoda, Insecta, Diptera, Culicidae. The record is from RefSeq and is a predicted model, not a curated record. The transcript has 4 exons.
GACGAGCGGCUUUAGUUUAUGUUUGAACGUUGUUUACGGCGGAACACGGCGGUGUCCAUGCCGAGAGAUCCUGGCUUCAGAAGCUUUUGCGACAACGCUAGUGUAGUGUUAAGAGGGGUGCCUGCCUGCCUGCCUGCUUUGUGAGAACGUGAGAGAGAACGAGACGGAACUAGCGGAGGGCUGCUCUCCCUCCUUUUUUCCUGAAUACACUUUUGGUUGAUGGUCCUGCCUGCUGCAAGGAUCACAAGGGAAAGCAGCGUCGCUUUGACGGAUCCUUUUUUGGAAAGGAGAAACGCAGCUUGGCUCACAGAUUUUCUUGUGCGAGUGUGAAUCUUUGAAGUGAAAUUAGGAGGAUCGUUUUACGUGGUGGUGUGCCACUCGAGGGGAAUUUUCUCACCAAGAGGGGUUUCAAGCAGUGCUCAAAAGUGAAUUUUGUCACCGUGUGAUAUUUGUAGUGAAACAAUUUGGAACGAAUUUACUGCAUUUUUUUUGCGUAGUGCGUAGAAGAAACCAAGCCAACAAAGACGACCAUCUGGAAGAGUGCUAUUGCACCAACAAGGAUUACCUCGACGAACUAGUGACGGAGAUUUUAUUCCUGCCGGUUACCGGGCAAAUCAUAACAGAGCGGACCAGUUCGAGGUUCCGCGCAAAGUAAACGCGCGCCCCCGCACGCAAAACUCAAAAGAUUUGCCGAACGUAAGCUUCGACACUAGAGCAGCAGCCAUGGGUGAAACCGACGACAAGGAUACAGCGCCACCAACGGCAACGGAAAAGGGAACCGUCGAGACGCCCGCCGCCAUCACAGAGGUCCAGGAGCCGGAGCCGGACGCAAAGGAAACGGAAAAACUGCUGGCCAACAGCGAGGAAAAGACUGACGACAAAGAAACGGAAAAGCCCACCGUAGAAGAGAAGAAAAAGAGCAGCAGCGAAAACGUCAACGGAACCACGAACGGCGAAGAGAUCAUCAACAUCCCGGACGAAACCUCCACCGAAACGGCCAAAGCGGACGACGAGAAAAAGCCCACAGACAAACCGAACAAGGUGCAAGCCGAAGAGCGCGAGGUCAAGCCGAAAAAAGUACCCGCAGGUGCGUUCAAGCUGCCCGGCUUCUUCAACAAGAGCAAAGCCAAGGAAGCGGACGGCGCCGACAACGAGCUGCUCGAGAAGCAGGACACCGAAAAGGAACCCAAAGCCGUCGAAGCCGCCGCCGAAGAGAAACCCAAACGGGCCGGAUUCUUCGCCAACCUGCGACUCCGGAACCCGUUCGCCAAGAAGCAACCCGACACUGCCGCCGCCGACGAUACCAAAACCAAACCCGAAGAGGAAGAAAACGACGAAGUGACCGCCGAAGCCACGGACAAGAAACCCGACGAGGAAACGCCCGCCACCGAAGCGACCACCAAGGAAGAGGAAGCCGGCGUAGCCGCACCCAAAAAGGGUCUCCUCGACGCCCUGAAAGUCCCCCUCGCCAGCAUCAUCCCCAAGCGAUUCAAAUCCGGAGGAGGUGAAGGCGGCGAGGACGACCUCGAGCUCGGCAAGAGACCAAAGAACCGCGCCGGUCUGGCUUCGAUGGAAACGCUGGACGACUCGCUGAAGGAUACGGAGACGAAGGAUACCGUCGAUAAGCCGGCCGCGGCGGCAGCCAACGGAACCGACUCGGAAGCUCUAGUCAAGCCGGACGAGAAGAAGGACGCGGAGAAGGGAGAGGACGGGGAGGAGCCGACGCCGUCCAAGUACCCGUGCUGGGAGCGCUUCCGGACGUACAAGUGCUCUGUUGACGACAUCGCCAUCAUCGCCGGCAUCGUGAUCUUCCUGCUGCUGCUCGCGCUCAUCAUCGCGUUUACCUUCAUCGGGCGGGGCGAACCGGCAACGGCGCCAGUUCGCGACGGCAAGUACAUCGAAACGGUUACGUCGUGCGGCAAGGUCGAAGGUAUCCUGGAGGACGGUGCGUUCGCGUUCCGCGGAAUUCCGUACGCGGUUCCACCGGUGGGACCGCUGCGCUGGAAGGCGGCUCAACCGAUCGAGAACAUCAACUACUGCUGGAACGAUACGCUGAAGGCGCACAACUCGACGCCGGUUUGCUGGCAGUUUUACGCUGAUGGGAAGGUCGAUGGCAGUGAGGACUGCUUGACGCUGGAUGUGAUUACGCCGCACGUGCGUUACGACAAUCCGCUGCCGGUUGUGGUGCUGAUCGGGGCGGAGUCUUUCACUGGGGACUCGCCUGGAAAGCUGCGCCCUUCGACGCGUUACGCCCGGGCUCGGGAUGUGAUCUUUGUGCGACCGAACUUCAGGUUGAACGUGUUUGGGUUCUUGGCGUUGGAUCAGCUGACGAAGAGCGUGCAUCCGCCGACCUCGGGCAACUACGGACUGUCGGACAUUAUUGCGGCUUUGAAGUGGAUUCAGCUGAACAUUGCUCACUUUGGUGGUGAUCCGAAGUCGGUGACGCUGUUUGGACAUCGUGCCGGUGGAUCGAUUGUGGCUGCGUUGGCUUCGUCGAACAAGACCUCCAAGUUGUUUGCGCGCUCGUGGAUCUCUUCUGCGUCUUCGAUCUUCCCAGGGAAUCCGCUGGCCGAUUCGGAAGCUGAGAACAGUGCUUACUUGGGUCGCAUCAAGUGCGAGAACGCUGAAUGUCUGCGUGAAAAGGAGGAUGAGGAUGUUUUGGAUGCCGUCCCGGACACCUGGAGACGUAUCUUGCCGGAUCUGCCGACGAGCGAAGAGAAUGCCACUGCUAACCACGAGUGGCUCGUCCUGGAUGGACACAUUCUGCAGCAGCACCCGGCCGAUGUGUGGAACACCGAAACUGGAAAGAUCAAGUACGUGGUCGGUUCGACGAUCCACGAGAGUCACUCGAGCAAGCUGUAUCUCAAGCACACCGAAUGGACGCCCGAACUGGUCACCAAGCACGUCAACGAGAGCAAGAUUGGCGAGUUGGGACUGACCGAGGAAGCCAUCAAGCGAUACAACGCCACCUACAAGGGACUGGCCGCCAUGAUCUCGGACAUCCGAACAGUCUGCCCACUCUACACCCUGUCCCAGAAGCUGCUCACGUCCCAGUUCUACGUCGUCAGCCAAACCGGCGGUGAGUUCAACAUUGCCGACGUCGACUCCGACAUCCAGGCCAUCCUCGGCCGCUACGAGCCCAAAACCCCGGAACAACGCCGGUACGUGUCCGCGAUCCAGCAGCUGUUCUACCACUACGUCUCCCACGGCGAAAUCAAGUCCGAGCUGCGACGAAAGCUGCUCGAUAUCGGCCAGGACGCGCUGCCCACGUACAACUCGGACAACUGCGACUUCUGGAUCAAGAACGACGUCGUCCCGCGGUACGCGCGACUCGACUAAGCUGUGUGCGUGUGUACGAGCGUGUGCAUUGUUCUAGGUAUUAAACGCCAAGCGCCAAGAACAGAACCAGUUAUAUUUAAUGUAGCUCUCUCUCUUUCCUCAGAGUAUAGACAUUUUUCCUCGAAAGCCUUUUGAUACGAACACGUUUUUUGGGGGAUUCGCGCCCGGUUUCUUUUUUGGCGGGACGAACCCUUUUCCCCCUCUUAACCGCCGGUCAUCUCUUCCAGUAUUAAGCAAAUAUUAAACCUUAAAAUGAGGAGGUUCGUUUCAGAACAGUUUUGACCAAAUACACACUCACAAACACACCCCCGAUCGAUCACACGUAGAUUUCACUAAAACAAACCCCAUCGCGUAGUGACGAGCCCGCUUUGAAACGCAUUUUUAAUCCACAUGAAUCCAUCAUCGCAUAAGAAAGUAAGAAGAACGUGAAGCUGCGCGUGCGUGCGCGCGUCAUUAUAGUUAGUCCCUUUUUAUUGAAGAAAAACAAAUGAAUAAAGCAAAAAAACAUUAAUAAUAAUGAAAAGGCUGUAAAAAGUUAUAGCUUCUAAAUAUUAAAAAAUAACUAAGUAUCGUAUUGGGAGCCGUAAUAUAUUAAAACAAAUCUCACUAAUUUAUAGCAGAAAAUGAGCAUAAGAAGAGAGAAAGAGAAGAAACGUGAACAAGUUCAACGGAAAAAAAGAAAAGAAGAAGUGAAAACGACGAUAGAAUGAACAAAUAAAACGACACGCUAAAAUCAUAAUUUUAGCCGGUAACGCAUAUUGUUGUAAUUUAUACCUAAUAUGUAAUAUGUAAUUAUUAUGUACUAUUUUUCGCUUUUUUUUAGUUCCAUGACAAUUUAGUGAUCUUUUAAGUAAGGCAACUUCAAUUUGUCCCUCCUGAGCAGUAGAAGAAGAUGAAGAUGCAGUUUAAGUGAAAAAUAGUUUUAGAAUUCGCAAAGUGCGCGAAUAAUUCAUCACAGCAAAAGAGAGGAUAUAAGUUUUACAAAUACACACACACACAUAGACAGACACACAUGCAACUAUUUUAGCAAGUCGAAAACGAAGAUUUUUUUUAACUGUAACAGUACAACCGAUGAUUUGAUUGCGACAAAUGCCACCCUCAAAAAAACAUUCGUGCACUUUUUUGUUCCGUAAGAAAAAGAAAAACAAAAUACUCAACUCAGUAAAAGGUAAUGAUGAUUCCAUGUAAUCCCCUACAUAAAAAACACAUUUUGCGACAAAUAAGAAUGAAACAACAACAAAAACACACAACACUGAUAGAAAUUCGCAUUAUAUGAUAGGAAUGCAAUGUGUAAAGAAGGUCAAGAAAAAGCUAGAAAUAUACAUUCGUCUUUUUGGGAUUGUACAAA